CAGCUCAUUUGCUGAAAAGCGCCAUCCGUGAAAACAUUAGGAAUGAAAUCUUUGCUCGUGCUACUUGUGGCGCUGGUGUUGCUUAGCGUUGCGCACGGGGGUCUGCUCAAACGCUUGCUACAUCUGGAGGCAACAACGACAACAACAACCACUACGACCACGACAACGGCAAAGCCAAGUCGACCAUUCUUCAUCAACAACAAUGUGCCCAGCCUGCAAGCGGGCUGUACCGCCACCUUUGUGUGCAAGAAGAAGCUGACGCAGCUGCCAAACCCACGACCUUGUGUCAAGUACUGCGUGAAGCAGACUGAGUGCCCCAACAAUGUGAAGGUGCGUGGCAAGCCCACUGACUGUGUGGAGCUGGACGAGGCCCAAGUGCUGGCCGAAUAUGAGGAGGAACGGGCGUCUUCUGUUUACAAGACGGCAUCGGGAUCUUCCACAGAGACGACCAUUAUGGAAAUAGCGAUGAUCGACUUUCCAUGUCAGCCGGGCUUCCUGCCCGAUUUUCGGGGACGCUGCCGUGAGGUGUGGUAAUGAAAAUAGAAAAUUUACUAUAUUUCUAUGUACAUAUGUAAUAUAAAUUUGGAAUUGUGCAACAAUUAAAUAAGAGCAGACUAGUGGACUAGUGGUCUUCUUGACAAACUAUACUAACAUAUGUAUACUCGUUGAUGUAAUACUUGUAUUAUUGUUUUCCUUCUUCUAACACUCAAAGUGUCAGACACACCCUAAAGCCCUGACCAGCUAACUUGAAACAACAAACAAACAUACACAACCGACACUGCUUGUGAACAGUAAACAUUAAAAGCCCCGGGCAUUGCAAAUUAUCGAAUAAUAUUCACAUGAAAUUAAUAUGUAAGUAAACA
Messenger RNA from Scaptodrosophila lebanonensis, 863 nucleotides. RefSeq lists its product as uncharacterized. The transcript has a single exon. The coding region runs from base 43 to 534 and encodes 163 amino acids. The record is from RefSeq and is a predicted model, not a curated record. NCBI's taxonomy places the organism in Eukaryota, Metazoa, Arthropoda, Insecta, Diptera, Drosophilidae.